GCAUCCUGCCCUCUUGAUAACAGUCGCUAUCGCUUUCAUUCAUAGUGCUCUCUUCGCGCCGAAACACUGGCUGACAAACCAAUUUGUGUAAGCUACAGUUAACCGACACAUUGCAAAUAUUUCUUCAAAUAUAGGAGUGGAGCGAAGAAAGCAAGCCUUUUUCUGUCCAACUCUAUAACUGUUAAUUACGCAGACGGACACAUCAUCAUCAUCUUCAUCAUCAUCCAGCUAACGAUGAAGUUGCGGUGGGGCUGGACGUGUCUCUUGUUACUGUCCAUCUCCAUGGUAACAUGGGCCCAGGAGGAAGAGCUGGUGGGUGAAGAAGAGGCUCAAGUGGAGGAUGGAGAUGUGGACAUGGAGACGGACAGCAGCGAGAACACUGAAGCAGAUGCCAAUGUGUCUUUUCAGGUAUCAUACAAGACUCCAGUUCCAACAGGAGACGUCUUCUUCACUGAGACAUUUGAUGAUGGUUCUUUGAGCAGCUGGCAGGUGUCUAAAACAAUUAAGGAGGAUGCUGAUGAAGAUAUUGCAAAAUAUGAUGGUAAAUGGGAGAUUGAGCCCCUGAAGGAAAACAAGGUGCCUGGUGAUCUGGGCUUGGUGCUUAAAUCUCGUGCUAAGCACCAUGCCAUAGCGGCUCUGCUUAACCGACCCUUUGUCUUUAAGGACAAGCCCCUCAUUGUCCAGUAUGAGGUAAAUUUCCAAAAUGGAAUUGACUGUGGAGGAGCUUACAUCAAGCUACUGUCAGAUUCAGAGGAUUUGGACCUGAAGCAGUUUCAUGACCGGACACCCUACAGCAUCAUGUUUGGGCCAGACAAAUGUGGAGAGGACUACAAACUGCACUUCAUCUUCAGACAUAAAAGCCCCCAUAAUGGAGAUAUGGAAGAAAAACAUGCAAAGCGACCUGAUGUCGAUCUGAAGAAGAUUUACACCGAUAAGAAGACUCACCUUUACACACUUGUGUUAAAUCCAGACAAUAGCUAUGAGAUCUUUGUAGACCAGUCCAGUGUAAGCAGGGGAAGUCUGUUGACAGACGUCAUUCCACCUGUGAACCCUCCUAAAGAGAUAGAUGAUCCAAAAGACUCCAAGCCAGAGGACUGGGAUGAGAGAGCCAAAAUCCCUGACCCAGAAGCAGUCAAACCUGAAGACUGGGAUGAGGAUGCUCCAGCUAAGUUGCCUGAUCCUGAUGCAAUCAAGCCUGAGGGGUGGCUAGACGAUGAGCCAGAAUUUGUGUCUGAUCCCACUGCAGUAAAGCCUGAUGACUGGGAUGAGGAAAUGGAUGGAGAAUGGGAGGCUGCUCAGGUGCCAAACCCAGCAUGUACAACUGCUCCUGGCUGUGGUGAAUGGAAGCAACCCAUGGUCAAUAAUCCUCAGUAUAAGGGCAAAUGGAAAGCUCCUCUCAUAGACAACACCAACUACCAGGGUGUGUGGAGUCCAAAGAAGAUCCCAAACCCUGACUACUUUGAGGAUCUGCAUCCGUUUAGGAUGCCUUCAUUUAGAGCUGUUGGUCUGGAGCUAUGGUCUAUGACCUCGGACAUUUACUUUGACAAUUUCAUUAUUACUCCAGAGAAGGAGGUGGCAGACCGCUGGGCUGCAGACAGCUGGGGACUCAAAAAACUGGUGGCUAGUGCCAAUGAGCCUGGAGUGUUGAGUCAGUUGGCACUGGCUGCAGAGGAGAGGCCCUGGCUGUGGGUGGUUUACAUCCUUACUGUUGGUCUGCCUGUCGGACUGGCUGUGCUCUUCUGCUGGCCAAAGAAGUCAGAUGAUGACUAUGUAUACAAGAAAACUGACAAACCCAAAGCAGAACAAGAGGAGGAGAAAAGAAAGGAUGAAGAAGAAGCAGCUCCUGAAGCUACUGGGGAGGAGAAUGAGGAUGAGAUGGAGGACGGAGAAGCUGGAGGAGAUACAGAGGAAGAAGAGGAGGAGGAGGCCAGUAAACCAAAUGACAUGCCUUCAGAGGAUGAAAUGAAGGAUGCUGAUGAAGAAACCCAGGGCACAGGAAAUAAACGUAAAGCUGUGAGAAAGAGGAGAGUACGGAAGGACUAAACAAACACACCUCGUUUUUCCCCUCAUUCUCUCUUCCCUCUUAUUCCUCUGCCUCUCUUUAGCUGCAUGAUUUUGGCUUUAUGCCCUUUAGCAUGCAAAAAUCGGCAAACCUAGUCGCUCUACUGAAGAGGUCAUUCUCCCAUCAGAUUGAACCUCGCCUCCACAUUUUAGUCUUCCACUUUGAUCUUAUUGGUUAUUGUUCAGAUUUAGAUACAAAAGUUUACCCUGCUGAGUUUUAUUUUCCUUUUUAAGUUAUUUUCUUAUUUUUCUUUUUAGAUAAGGAUUCAGUUAGUAUUUUCCCAGUAUUUCCCUACUAGUAAGUAAUGUAAUUCCAAGUACUCUGAAGGAAAAUGUACAAUGAAUAUUUUAGGAAGAUGAACUAGUUUAUGAUCACCUCUAUAAUAUGUUUCAGCUCUUUAAGUUAUUAAGUUGUGAGUUCUAAGUUAUGAGCUUUUUAAAUUGAUCAAAUUGUGCUGAUUGUAUUUAUUGAUUCUAACUUGUUUGAAAAAUGAUAAAAUUUUAUUUAGACAUAGUACUUUAUAAUAUUGCUUUCUACUGAGUCAUUACCACAGUUAGCUGGCUGUGGAGAAAAAGCUGUGCUUGUUAGACCUGUUACUGUCUUCACAAAACAUCUAUAUCAGAGGAGUGCAUUAUAUGGAUAAGUAUUUCUUUUUUGGCAUUGAAACAAGUCAUUACACAGAUCACUUAACACUGUAGCCAUGGGCCCAGUUGUAAGCACACUGAAAACACUUCCAUUUAUUCCUGUUUGACAUCAGACUGACUGACAUGAAACCAUUGAGCUUUUUAAAAGCAGAUUUGGUUGUUUUUUUUAUUAAGUGAUGAACAGUUUUGUUUUUCUGCUAUUCUCGGUCAUGUGUUCAGCCUUACGAGGACAGUCUUUUUGUUUACAUGUUUGCAAACUGUUCAUUGCACUUGGAAAUAAAUAUUUACUAUAAAUGUCUGCGUGCACUGUUGCCAUGACUUCAGCAGGAAGAGAGUUUACUCGC
Xyrauchen texanus (razorback sucker) is the source of this 3050-nucleotide messenger RNA. Its product is annotated as calmegin-like. Gene Ontology annotation, molecular function: calcium ion binding. The record is from RefSeq and is a predicted model, not a curated record. The coding region runs from base 235 to 2043 and encodes 602 amino acids. NCBI's taxonomy places the organism in Eukaryota, Metazoa, Chordata, Actinopteri, Cypriniformes, Catostomidae. The transcript is spliced from 15 exons. Gene Ontology annotation, cellular component: endoplasmic reticulum membrane; endoplasmic reticulum. Gene Ontology annotation, biological process: protein folding.